CCCCUCUCUAUUUAACUCCCAUCCCUCUGUCCCUCUCCACACACAUCACUUCUACCAUUUUCCUUUUAUUCUCUUCUCCAUUCCUUAAUCCUUUGUCACCAUUCAUCUUUCUACAAACAUCAGUACUAUACCUAUUCUCUUCACUUCUCUUUCACAAUCUUUUUAGCUCUUAUUUUUUUUAAACUUAAUGAUUAACAUCCCAGACAUGUCUCCAAAUUUCAGUCAAGACGAGUACUUUAACAGCCGUUGCACAUGGGUGAACGGCCCUGUAAUAGUUGGUGCUGGUCCGUCAGGUCUUGCUGUUGCUUCGGGCCUUAUACAGCGAGGUGUUCCAUUCAUAAUCCUCGAACGAGCCAACUGCAUUGCCUCUCUUUGGCAAAACCGAACUUAUGAUGGCCUUAAACUUCAUCUCCCUAAGCAGUUUUCCCAGUUGCCAGACUUUCCAUUUCCUGGAAAUUUCCCUGAAUACCCCACCAAAUAUCAGUUCAUCAACUACCUGGAAUCUUAUGCAAAACACUUUGACAUAAACCCGAAUUUCAAUGAAACAGUUAAAUCUGCUAAGUAUGAUGAAACAUUUGGGUUUUGGUGGGUUAAAACUCUUUCAUCUAGAAGUUUAGAAUCAGUUGAGUAUAUCUGCCGGUGGCUUGUAGUGGCCACUGGUGAAAAUGCAGAGAAAGUUGUGCCUGAUUUCCGAGGCUUGCAGGAUUUUGAUGGUCAUGUUUCACAUACUUGUGACUACAAAUCAGGUGAAAAUUAUAGAGGAAAGCGUGUCCUAGUUGUUGGCUGUGGCAAUUCAGGCAUGGAAGUUUGUCUUGAUCUCUGCAACCACAAUGCAAAGCCCUCGAUGGUCGUUCGAAACUCGGUUCAUGUAUUGCCAAGGGAAGUUCUUGGGAAAUCAACAUUUCAAUUAGCAGUUUUGAUGAUGAAAUGGCUACCACUUUGGCUAGUAGACAAGAUUCUGCUUAUUCUAGCACGACUCAUCCUAGGCAAUGUUGAAAAAUAUGGCCUAAAGAAGCCACCUAUAGGCCCCAUAGAGCUGAAGAACAGUCGAGGGAAGACUCCAGUUUUGGACAUUGGCGCUUUACAAAGAAUUAAAUCCGGUGACAUUAAUGUUGUCCCUGGAAUCAAAAGGUUCAACCAUAGCAGAGUGGAGCUCGUCAAUGGACAAAAUCUUGAGAUUGAUUCUGUUCUUCUCGCAACUGGGUACCGCAGCAAUGUUCCUUCAUGGCUAAAGGAAAAUGAAUUCUUUUCUGAAGAUGGGAUUCCAAAAAAUGUAUUUCCAAAUGGGUGGAAAGGCAAAGCAGGACUUUAUGCAGUUGGGUUCACAAAAAGAGGUCUUUCUGGUGCAUCUUUGGAUGCAGUAAAUGUAGCUCAUGAUAUUGCCAAGGCAUGGAAGGAAGAAACAAAGCAGAAAAUUUGUUUUUAUUUGUUUUGGCAAGUGAUGGACGAAGAAAUGAGGUCAGUUUUGCGUAGAGAAAGCCAAAUAGCCCUCUCCUAUCCAGUAUAAAACACCUCCAAGAUUUGCAAAUAAUUGGAGAUUUUCCUGUAGAAAAAGGAAGAUGAGGCUUUUUGUUUUCUGCUUGAAAAACAAACUAUUUUUGUACGAUUGCAUAAUUCAAGUCAAAUGGGAAACCUUUCAUUUUUCUUUC
Messenger RNA from Mangifera indica (mango), 1649 nucleotides. RefSeq names its product probable indole-3-pyruvate monooxygenase YUCCA3. Gene Ontology annotation, molecular function: flavin adenine dinucleotide binding; N,N-dimethylaniline monooxygenase activity; NADP binding. The transcript is spliced from 3 exons. The record is from RefSeq and is a predicted model, not a curated record. The coding region runs from base 188 to 1507 and encodes 439 amino acids. NCBI's taxonomy places the organism in Eukaryota, Viridiplantae, Streptophyta, Magnoliopsida, Sapindales, Anacardiaceae.